Molecule: messenger RNA, 2982 nt
Organism: Penicillium diatomitis
Lineage: Eukaryota; Fungi; Ascomycota; Eurotiomycetes; Eurotiales; Aspergillaceae
Exons: 2
Coding region: 1-2982 (993 amino acids)
Source: RefSeq, a predicted model, not a curated record
AUGCCCAUCAAGCUCCCCAAGGGCUUUGCCCGGAGAAAGUCCUCGGGCAAUGUCUUGGAAGAUGUAGAUGGUCAAUCCCAGUCGACCUUCCGAGUCUUUGAGCGACCGGGCGCUACUCCACGAUCAAUGACCGACGACGCCCUCACCAAACGGAUGAGCGAAGGGAAUGCCAUCGCGGAGGACCCGGACAACAUCUUCGCGGGAGCCGAACAUCCCAUGAACCACACGCGGUAUGCCCGUCCCCGGACCGUGGAAUCCCUCAAGGACCGACUGACCGGGCGCCGGAACAGUGGUCCCAAUUACGAAAGCUCGACAUCUACCCGCCAGAGUACCUCGUCCACCGUGCCAUCAUCCACCGAGAUCCCAUCGUCCGACGGCUCCUCGUCUCCCCAUACCAGGAUUCACGACGUUCCCGCUCCGCCUCCUCUCGCAGGUGCUCUUCGAGCCGCUGGCCGCACCUUUUCCUUCGGCGGCCGGUUCAGCAGAAGCUCGGCCAAUCCCGGUUCCCCACGACAUGGUAAACAUGACGUGCCACCAGAGAUGCCCAAGCCCCGCGCCUACAGUGGUAGCACAGACGAUACCGCCACACCACCAAGGCUACCGGAUGCUCAACUGAACUUUGACCUGGCCUCCGGCGGGGACGACUUUGGGAAGAUGUUUGAUCAUUUGGGACAAGGGCAGAAUGCCUCGAUGCGCGACCCUUCUCCACAGGCAACCUCACCGUAUUCAUCAUCCCCACCGAAGCAAUCUGCGCCCGACUUCCAGGAAGGCAGAGCUGGCCGACCGGCCCCCAUCAAAACAGAUCGGACGGCGCAGGUGGAACCCUCGCAGUACUCCUGGGAUAGUCGACACUCGGGAGAUAAUCUGUUGCACAGCCCGAACCACGACGUCACUCCCCCGGUCCCUAAUGGUGCUCGUAGGCCUUCCCCGUCGCCUGCUCAGAUGCUGGGCGCGACCACCUCACACCGUGCUUUGGCGAGGACGGAUCGACAGCCGUCGGAUGGGCUGCGACGAAGUGGCUACUAUCCGGCGGAACAAGAGACCAGUGCUGUCGAGGAUGAUGACGCCAAGAUGGUCUUGUCGUCCAUGCCAUGGGCGAAAGGGACGUCUCAGUGGGAGGAUGCCACUCCCUCCCCGUCCGGGGAAACACCACUACUGGACAAAGGCAAAUCAACGAGCCCUGGGGCGGGACCGUUGAGUCCCAACAUUGACGACAACAUGUUCGCAGCCCGAUACUCACCCGCUCCGAAGAAGAACGAGCUGGAUGAUGUCCGUCUGGCUGUGCAGUUUGCCGACAAUUACCCUAAACAAUCGACGUCUCCCGGCAACAAGGUUAUGACUCCGUCCCAAUUCGAGCAUUACCGCCAGCAACAGGAACUACGACGCUCCAACAGCAACGCGACACGCAGCGAGGAUGAAUCUGAGCAAGAAGAAGAAUUCGAUGACGAGGAGGAUGAACGCGAGAAGCAGCGCGCAGCCGAGCGACAACGCCGGAAACAGGAGGCUCACUUGUCACUCUAUCGGCAGCAGAUGCAAAAGGUGACUGGGCAGCAAAGUCCGUCUCCUCUUCUCCGCCCCGAGACAUCGAGCGCCAGCAAUAGCACCCCUAACCUUCACCUGCGCCCUUCCAUUCCAGGUGAAAAGUCCUCCAGUGGCAAGAGCAGCAACGAGGAGGAGGAUGAGGAGGUUCCACUAGGUAUUCUCGCCGCCCAUGGUUUUCCCAAUCGCAAUCGCCCUCCCACCCGUCUGGCAAAUGCCAGCUCUCAUCCUAACCUCCGCGCGUCUAUGCAUCCGUUCGCCUCGUCGUCGAGCUCUCUGGCCGGUGCCGAUGCUGGUCACCGCGGUAGCCUGCCAGUCUUUGCUCGAAAUCUUCCUCAAGAUCCCUACUUUGGUUCUCGCAUUGUCAACCCCACCAACCGCGAGCCUUUGGCUUUGGGUGGUGGUGCCAGUUCGGUGUAUGGAGGUCCUCCAUCUCCUGCACCCCAUCCCCCGGGUGGUCUAGUUGGUGUCAUUGCUCAUGAGGAGCGUAGCAGGGCCGCUCGAAGGGCGGGUGGGGGCGGCGGAAGCCCCAAUCCCUUGGCCAUGUAUGAGCAGAUGCAGAUUGGCAUGGGCAGCCCGCACGGUGUACCUCGUCCCUACACGAUGAUGGGUCAACCAGCCCCCGUGACUCCUAGCGAGCAGGCCUCAAUCAACCUUUCGAACCAAAUGCAGAAUAUGGUCCAGAUGCAGAUGCAGUGGAUGGGCCAGAUGAUGCAGAUGCAAGGUAUGCAAGGCAUGCAAGGUAUGCCAGGCAUGGGUGGUGCUCCGAUGAUGAUGCCCGGUGCUAUGCCACCUCCGAUGAUGGGGAGCAUGCCCAUGCAGGGUACCCCCAUGGGUCCUCCUAUGGUGCCCGGUCGUCCGAUGAGCAGUGCUCAGUCCACAGCGAAUCUCAACCACUUGAGACCCAUGUCCAUGCAGGGACAGGGAGCGCCUAUGGGUUAUGACCAGCAGCGAACUAUGAGCAUGGUCGAUCCCAACAUUGCAGCACGACGUGGCUCACCACUGCCGAAUCUUGCAGGCGGGCCACCUUUCCGACCUAGCACUGCCGGCUAUGCCGCGUCCAUUGCCCCGUCGGAGCGCAGCAACGCUGGUCUGGCAUCUCGAUAUCGUCCUGUGUCAGUGAUGGCAGGCGAGCCUGGCCCUGGUCCUGCUCCUCCCAGCAAGGCCUGGAAUAACGAGAACCGCCAUCACUCUCCGACCAUCCCCAUCUCACAGCCCCAAAACAAGCUGCCCAAGUCCUCUUCUCUCGCCACUGUGACUGUCCGACCUGUCUCGCGCACCAGCCAAUCUCCACCUGGUCGCAAGGCUGCGGAUCACGAGGAUGAAGAGAAUGAUGACGAGGGCUGGGCUGAGAUGAUGAAAAGGCGAGAGAAGAAGAAGAGUGGAUGGAAGCUGAAGCGAGGAACCUCUUCCAUCGGCGAUCUUCUGAGUGCCGUGCACUGA